Fusarium redolens is the source of this 3814-nucleotide messenger RNA. RefSeq names its product von Willebrand factor type A domain-containing protein. The record is from RefSeq and is a predicted model, not a curated record. Bases 188 to 3727 code for a protein of 1179 amino acids. NCBI's taxonomy places the organism in Eukaryota, Fungi, Ascomycota, Sordariomycetes, Hypocreales, Nectriaceae. The transcript is spliced from 2 exons.
CUCAGCCUCAAUCAGCCCAUGGGCAUGCUCCAUGUCGCAUUGACCUUUCUCAACUGCCUCCAGAGCCUCACAAUUCGCACUUCAAUCACAACUCUUCUACUUUGUUGCCCAAGUCUGUUACUGGAUUUCUGUCUCCCCGUUGACCUCCAUCCUAUUUCCUCUACUUGCAAGUUCCGAACCUUCAUUCAUGGAUGUGCCGCUCCCCAGCAUCUAUUGGGACCCAAAAGAGCUCCGUGGUGCCCACUACCAGGAGGUAACCCCUGGGACUGAAGAUGUACUACGACACGCUGAAGUCGACUCUGUAAUCGAAGAUUCUAUUCUCAAUAUUCUGUCACCCUACGAGACGUCGGCUUCAGUCCGGAUAUUAGACCUCGCCACGACAAUGACUGUUACUAUGCUGUUUUCGAAUACCACGGACGGGUUCAUCCGAGAGGGAUACUUCUCAUUUCCUCUACCUUCGACAUGCUCCCUGACCAAGUUUCGCUUCUUCAUAGGAGACGACAGAGUCAUCACCGGGAAAGCGAAGCCUACACUCAAAGCCGUUGCCGACUUUAGCGGCGCCAUACAUAAUCGCAAGACCGCCGCUCGUAUCAAGCAGGAAACAUCGGAGAUCUUCACGGCUGCUUUGGGUAAUCUGCCGCCGCAGGGAAAGCUCAAAGCUGAAGUCUCGAUGGUCAUGAUGCUCAAGGAGAAGAUACCUGAUAGAUUGCCGACCCGCAUCAGUACCUUGAGCAUCCCAACCCACGUCGCCCCUCGCUAUGGCGAAUUGCCCACGUCGUACCUAAAAGACACGAUCUCAAACCCAGAAGUCCAGCAUGACCUGUCCAUUACCGUCGAAGCCAUAUUCGCCGGCGAGGUUAUAGAUGUGAUCAGCAGGACCCACGAAAUCUCGUACGAGCAUCGUAGUGGACCUCGUCCUACCGACAGCUGGGGCGCCUUUGUCCAUGGAGACUCAUUGUCUCAAGAACCAUCAAACAUUGUUACAGUGAAGCUCAAGAAACCUUUGUCAGCUUUAGAUGGUGAUUUUGUCCUUGAUUUCGUCACGAAGCCUUCUGCAAGUACCUCAGCACCUCAUGCCUACCUAGAGCGCCACCCAACUCUGCAUGAUCAUCACGCCGUCAUGGUCACCAUUCCUUCAAAUAUCCUUGUCGAUACUCAUUCUAAGAUCGACGACUCUGAGGUACUCUUCCUUAUGGAUCUAUCUGGGUCAAUGUCUAAUAAGCGUUCGUCCUUGAAAUCGGCGAUUAAGUUCUUCCUCAAUGGCAUCCCAGUGAACCGCCGUUUCAAUAUUUGGUCAUUUGGCAGUACGUACUCUAGCCUGUGGCCGAAAUCCAAAUCCAAGUCGAAGGACACUUUAAGCGAAGCUUUAGAACACGUUGAGUCUGAAGUCAAGAAAGACCUGGGAGGAACGGAACUGUUACCAGCCUUGAAGGCAAUAUUUAACGGUCGGUCAUCGGAGAAGUCCUCGAUGACAAGCGAUAUCCUCCUCCUCACGGAUGGUGAGGUAUGGCGCGAAGCGGAGACAAUCGAGUUUGUGAACUCGGCCCGGAAGCAUUCUGGGUAUUGUGUUCGUUUUUUUUGCCUUGGAAUUGGUGAUGCCGUUUCACAUAGCCUUGUCGAGGGCGUGGCGAAAGCAGGUGGCGGAUAUUCUGAGGUGGUGCCAGCCAAGUCUCAGACAGGCUGGGAAGAUAGAGUGGUGCUCAUGUUGAAGGCUGCUUUACACACGCACAUCGGGCCCGUCAAGAUGGAUAUUGGUGAGGAGACAAAAAGUGGAUUUCGGCCAUGGGCAGACGAAUCUUUCCUUAAGUCGCCAACGGAUAUAUCAAUGCUCAGUCCAUUUGUCACGAACAAGGUCUUGAUGCUCUUUGAAACAAUGCGUCUUCCUAUCAACCGAGCUGUUAUUCGUCUCACGACGACGGAUUCGUCAGGGCGGGAACAAGUCCGCAAGAUCAAGCCAACCCCUUUCCACUCAGAGCAGCCUGUAAUUCACCAACUCGUGGCCCGAGAGCUUCUCAGAGACCUGGAGCAUGGUCGGCAUUGGCUCGUUCAUCCGAGCGAGGACUCAUUACGCCUCGAAGGAGAGCGCAUCGCUUGCAAGUGGUCACUCGUCUCAAAGUGGACUUGCUUAAUUGCUGUCGAGGAGUGUCGACCCAAGGCUAAGCAUGAUACUCUCCCGGACGCAAUCUUGGACAGCAUCAAUUCUCUAAUUCAGAUCAAGCCGGAAGAAUGGGUUCCGGAUUUGUUGAGACCUAUCCGUGGUCCGAAGACAACGCCUGACUUCCAAAAGGACAUUGCCAUCGGCAUAGAAAGCGACAGUGAGAGCAGUAGUGAAAGCGAAACCGAGAGCGAGUCUGGAGACGAUACGGAUGACAUCAGCCCGGAUCAGGGAGGAAAUGGUCCUGACAAGGACUCCGGCGGAGGUUCAAGCGCCGGACCAGACGGCUCAGGAGACUCGGGAGAGACUUCAUACACGCCCGAUUCAAAGAAAGCGGGAGGGUCAGAAAGCAAAUCGCAAGAAUACAGCGCGGGUGGCAAUACAAGAUCACAUACAGCACAUCAGGCAAAGAACUCCGCCACGAGUCAGUCUGUAAAAGGAAACAAGUCGCCCUUGAAAAUAACGCGCGGAUAUCUACAAAAAGUAUUCGAGUCUCUGGGUUGGCCAGCUACACUCCCAGUUGAUAACCACUCACUUAAUCAAAACGGUACAGUUGAGAAGCCUUGUUCGAUACAACCCUUAGCCGUUGCGAACGAGACGAGCCUCCCACUAGUUCCGACUACUGCUCUGAAUCGCCCCAUUGAUGACGGAGACGAAGACGAAGAGGAGAUUCUAAACAAGAGAGCCCUCAUAAAAGACUUGGUCGGAUUCCAAUCUUUCGAUGGCUCAUUCGCUGAUAUGCCACAGGCGGAGAUAUACCUCGUUGCCAUGUUUGGCAAUGAAAUCCGCCCAGCUCUGGGGAAUGUCCUCAAGGUUAUGUCACGUCGCCUUAACCACAAACGAAAUCGAGGUGCAGCAAACGGUAAAUAUUUCGACCUGGCACUGGCCGUGCUCAUAAUUGCGCUUCUGAGAAAGCAUUUUGACUCUUGUCGGUCACUAUGGUGUCUUAUGGCUGACAACUCCCUGGAAUUUGUGAAAGACCAGCUGGCAGGAAAGCAGCUCAGUUCCCGAGAUGCAGUCUCCAUAGCUCAAGAGGCUAUUCGCGGAGUGGAGGUGACUAUGAAGAAGAGAAAUGAUCAGUAUCCGCCUGCCCCAGCUCCGCCUAGCGCUCCAACAGCCCCUUCUCGUUUACAACGAGGAAGAAAUGGACCUGAUUACUCUUCCCCAGCCUCUCAUGCGGGUUUCUCCCCUUAUCGAAACUCACCCAGACCCGAGGAUAACGAAUGGGAUACGAGAUACCCCAGCGACAAUGACAAAGCAACAAUGGUAGAUAGGGACAUUUCAUGGCCGCAAGAUUCUGAGGAGCCUCGCAUACCACCAAGAAGGAAUACACCGGAUAUACCGCCUGGUCCACUCGCCGCAGAACACUGGUCCCAGGAAAUCGAUGAGUUUGAGAGUCGACACAUCCCUAGGGCUCCUCUUGGGGGUAAUAGGCCUCAUCCGGGUAACAGGAGCGAAGUGUAUGAGACAUUGACCUAUGAAGAGCUGCGUCAGGCCCAGUAUGAAGGGCAACCAGGAAGGACAAGCCAGAGAGACAGAGAACUUGAGCAAUUACUCAGACGAACGAGCUAAGGCGAGAAGAUGGCCGAUAUGUUAUAUUGAGUACAACAGCUUUGAAUGAGGGAAGAAUACCUAAACACAAAGCUUCAUUACAUACUU